GAAUGGCUAGCAUUUGCGUUCACCACUACAUGCUCCAACAAAAACAGCUUCGCUGAACAUUUUCCGCUUUGCUAGCAGAUUGUUUAGAAACAUUCCGGCUAUUGACCCGGGAUCUUUAUUCGCUGAUCGACAGCGAUAACCACCAUGUCGGAGGGUGCUAACAACCUCGCCCACCGAUGUCCACUUUUUCGUGGCCCAUUCACAAUAGUGUUUCACCCUCGUAAGUAACCACACCGCAAGCGAUUGUCGGUAAAAGUCGGUCGAGUUUGUCGGACGAGCAGAAAACAUGCAACUGAAGUUGGCCGCGUUGGCUCUGGUAGCGGCUGGCCUAUCCUGCUGCCUCGUGUCGGCUACCGAGCGCCAUGGUCAGGAUCCGUUCAACGAUGAAUUUUUGCGCCGAGUACUCGCUCGUGCCCGUAGCUGGAAACCAGACACCAACUUCCGAUCAAACGUCCACUUUCAUGCGUUCCGGUCGCUGAAGGGUAUUGGGGAGAGUAGAACCGGAUUCAAGGUACCGAUCAGACGGUACGAGUACGUGUACGAUAUCGACAUUCCCGAGUCGUUCGAUGCACGGACCCACUGGCCGAACUGUGAUUCGCUGCGUGAAAUCCGCAACCAGGGAACGUGCGGGUCCUGCUGGGCCGUUGCAGCUGCCAGCGUGAUGUCCGAUCGUGUCUGCAUCCACUCGAACGCGACCAUCAACGUAGCGCUGGCUGCCGAAGAUCUGAUGGGCUGCUGUGCCGACUGUGGUAGUGGGUGUAACGGUGGUUUUCUGGAUGGAACCAGCUUCCAGUACUGGGUGGACGCGGGGCUGGUAAGCGGCGGAGCGUACAACUCGACCGAGGGUUGCAAACCGUAUCCGUUCAAACCGUGCGAGUAUCCGUUCCACGACUGUCACGUGGAAAUAUCGCCCAAAUGUACGCACCACUGUCACGACGGUGCCGAUCGGCACUAUUCGAAGGAUAAGCUGUUCGGCAAGGUGGCGUACAGUGUGGCACGGGACGAGCGCGCGAUACGCUACGAAAUCAUGACCAACGGACCGGUGGAGGCUGGGUUCGACGUGUACGAGGAUGUGCUGCUGUACAAGUCCGGCGUUUACCGUCACGUGCACGGUGAGAAGAUCGGCAAGCAUGCGGUGCGCAUUAUCGGUUGGGGCAGAGAAGGCGGUCUGCCGUACUGGCUUAUUGCGAACUCGUACGGCGAGGAUUGGGGCGAUCGCGGGUACUUUAAGUUUGUGCGGGGAUCGAACCAUCUGGGCAUUGAGUCGAAGAUCAUCGCCGGGUUACCGCUGGUAUGAGACAAGCAUCCGACUGAAAAUAAAAUUUCUUUCAGCAUCAACUGCGUA
Molecule: messenger RNA, 1345 nt
Organism: Anopheles stephensi (Asian malaria mosquito)
Lineage: Eukaryota; Metazoa; Arthropoda; Insecta; Diptera; Culicidae
Product: cathepsin B-like
Exons: 1
Coding region: 287-1297 (336 amino acids)
Cellular component (GO): lysosome
Molecular function (GO): cysteine-type endopeptidase activity
Source: RefSeq, a predicted model, not a curated record